AUGGAUAUCGGAAAGACAGCCCCGGAAGUCGUUCAAGGCUGCUUCGUCUUCUCCGGUCAAGUCUGUGUUGCCACGAAGAGAGUCUAUGUACACGAGAGCAUCUAUAAGCCAUUCCUGGAAGCCAUGGUGGAUGCAGCUUCUCGGAUGGUAGUUGGCGAGGCGGGAAAUCCCAGUACUACGAUGGGUCCCAUGCAGAACAAAAUGCAAUACGAGAAGGUUAAGGAAUUGGUUGCCGACAGCGAGGCCCAAGGCUACAAGUUUGCUCUUCCUCCCCAACCCAUGGCCUCUGGAAAGGGAUUCUACCUCUCACCUAGUAUCGUCGACAACCCACCUCCUACAUCUCGAAUUGUCCUUGAGGAGCAGUUUGUCCUUAAGUGGUCCGAUGAGUCGGAUGUCAUCGCCUGUGCGAACGGCACUACUUCCGGACUGGGAGCUUCUGUGUGGAGUGCUGAUGUUGCUCGGGCGGAGCGAGUUGGCCGGCUGAUGCAGGCCGGAAGCGUGUUUGUGAAUUCCUGGGCGAAAACGACGCCACGAGCGAUGCUAUCGGGACAAAAGGAGAGCGGACUUGGCGGUGAAUGGGGUUCUACAGGGUUCCUUGGGUAUUGUAACACUCAAGUCGUGCACGUCUUCAAAUGA
Molecule: messenger RNA, 636 nt
Organism: Penicillium lagena
Lineage: Eukaryota; Fungi; Ascomycota; Eurotiomycetes; Eurotiales; Aspergillaceae
Exons: 2
Coding region: 1-636 (211 amino acids)
Molecular function (GO): aldehyde dehydrogenase (NAD+) activity
Source: RefSeq, a predicted model, not a curated record